This is a messenger RNA of Camelina sativa (false flax), 246 nucleotides long. RefSeq lists its product as uncharacterized. The record is from RefSeq and is a predicted model, not a curated record. NCBI's taxonomy places the organism in Eukaryota, Viridiplantae, Streptophyta, Magnoliopsida, Brassicales, Brassicaceae.
AUGUCAUGUGCUUUUUUUCUUGUCUUCUUCUUGUCAGAGGGGAUGCUCACGUUCUCCGUUAUCAAAAUCCCGUUUAUUUAGGGUUAUCAACGGUCCAGAUUCAUCCGAUUUAUAAAGUUUAGACGGCGGUUUACUGUUUUGACGGCAGAUGUGGAUCGUAAAAAACUCGAACGUGGCAGGGUUACGCCACGUCAUUAAAUUCUUAAUGGACUCAGGCCCACUCAGACACUUUUCUCGAGCCCAUAA